AUGAACGCGUUUAACGACGCCAUUCUUUUCGAGAAGCUAUCUAAGCUGAAUGCAUCGCAGCAGAGCAUUGAGACUCUCUCCCAUUGGUGCAUUUUCCACCGGAAACGCGCCGACCAGGUGGUGCAGACAUGGCAGAAGCACUUCGCGAGCACGUCGCAGGAUCGCAAGUUACCACUGCUGUACCUCGCGAACGACAUUCUGCAGAACAGCCGCAAGAAGGGCCCAGAGUUCAUCCAGGAGUUCUGGCAGGUGCUGCCCUCCGCGCUCCAGGACCUCGUGCGCGUCGGCCCCGAUAGCACGCGGAAAUCGACCCUCCGCAUCGUGGACAUAUGGGAGGAGCGCAAGGUGUUUGGGCAGCGCGACGAGCCGCUCAGGAAGCUGCUGCUGGGCGAUCUCGUCAUCGCGCCGCCCGCCACGUCAGCCGCUCAGGCGGAGGAGCAGCCGGCCGCGGGAGCGGUUAGCACGGCGAAGGUGCGGGGGCCAUUGGAGCGCAUAUCAUCAGUGUACGGCGCAGUGCAGGAUGCGAGCAAGGACGAGGACACGGCGGUGCGGCGCUGCAGUGCCAUUAUCAACGAGCUGCAGACCAUUGAGAAGGAGCUCACUGCCCUCAAGUCGCCUGCCAAUGCGUCUGAGGCGGAUGAGCGCGCAGUGGUGUUGGACAGGCUGGACACCAAGCGCCACGUGCUGCAGCAGUGCUGCGACCAGAUGGCGGCGUGUGAGAGGAAGCGAGCGCUGCUGGUGAAGCUGCUGACAGACGCGCUCAGGACGCAGGAGAGCAAGCUGGAACGCCUGAGGUCACAGGUGGAGAUCGCGCGCACGCAGUCGGAGAUAGCAGCCAACCUGCGCAAGCGAGCCACGGAGGAGGACGCUGCCCGUUUGCCGGCUGGGCUUGCUGCAUCGGCAGGCGCAGCCGGUGGGGUUACCGAUGCUGAGCGGGAGGCUCGGCGGAAGCGGGCGGCGGAGCUGACGAGCCAGCUGGUUGCUUCGGCAUCAUCUGCUGCGAUUUUGAAAUCGGUUCUUUCGUCGUUUGCAGCUGGGCAAUCAGUAGCAGCAGGAGCCGCCGCUGCUGCUGCUCCGGCUGACGCUGCUGGUGCAGGUGGUGGGGCGGAUGGUGGUGGUGGCGGUGGUGGGGGGUUACAGAUCCCGGGAGCACCAGUUUCUGGGGCAGAUGCUACAAACGACCCUUCUCAGCCACCUGAGAAGCGGCUGCGACCCACCGAUACAAGCACACAGCCUCUAUCACACUCGUUUGCAGCUCCUCCCUCCACCGCCGCUACCUUCGCUUCCCCGAACCACGCAAUGUUCCCCCCGCCCCCACCCCCACUGAACAUGGAUGGCAUGCCGUUCCCCCCCUUGCCCCCUCCCCCCCCUCUCCCUACUCAAUCCCCUCCUCCCCAACAGACCUCUGCUGCUAUGCCUCAGUAUUCUCUUGCUUCCCCUCCCCCUCCCUACACUGCUUAUCCUCCCAAUGCUGCCACUGGCGCUCCCCCCCCUGCGUAUCAUGUUCUAGGGCAGGGAAAUGGGGGUUAUCAGGGGCAAGGACAGAUGGGGCCAGGGGAAGGGGGUGUGCAAGGGGGUGAUUUUUCGGGGCAAAAUGGGGGAGUGUACAAUGCGGGGGGCAUGCCUUCUCAACAGUACAUGUACGGUCAGGCACCGAUGCAGCGGGCGGGCCCUGGUGGUGUUCCGUCUCUUGAUUUUUCUGCCGCUCGUGAAACCGCCACCCCAAGGGAAUCAAACGUGCCUCCGAACCUGCUGCCAGAGGGAUGGCAGGGCGGGUUGGUGGUGGUGCCAGACACGCUCGGCGCGCUGCAAGGCUUGGCGAGGGAGGCUCGGCGGAGGUUCGGCGGCGUGGUGGUGGGGGUGACAGGCAGCGUGGGGAAGACCACGGCACGGGCCUUAACUGCCCUCGCGCUCUCGCCCCUGGGGGCUGUGCACCAGACCCAGGGCAAUCUGAACAACCACAUUGGAGUGCCGCUCACUCUCUUAGCGCUCCCUCAGUCCGCAGCAGCGUGUGUGGUGGAGAUGGGAAUGAGUGCACGAGGCGAAAUCGCCCACCUCUCCGCCAUCGCCGCUCCCUCCAUCCGCCUGCUGCUCAACGUCGGCCCCGCUCACAUCGGCGACCCCACACUCGGGUCUUUGGAGGCCAUAGCAGAGGCCAAGGGGGAGAUGCUAGCGGAUGCGCGGCCAGGAGACGUGUGCGUGGUGAAUGGGGACGACAGGCUUGUAAUGAGGCUGCCGGUUGUGACAGGGGUGAGACGGGUCGUCCCUCCCCACCUACUCACCCCUCCCCGCACGCAUCGGAGACCCCUUGUUGGGGCCUUUGGAGGAAAUAGCAGAGGCCAAGGGGGAACGAGGGAGGGAGACGUGUGCGCGGUGAAAAGGGACGGCAGUCGAGUUAUGGGGUUUCUGGAUGUGGCAGGAGUGAGACUGAUCACAUUUGGUCGCUCACCCGCCUGCGAUGUGCAGCUGCUGUGGGCGCGCGCAGUGGAUGGCGGCAUGGCAGUUGAAGCUGCCAUUCGCAACAACCUGCCUUGCACAGGAGGAGGAGCAGCAGCAGAGGCAGGAGUGACUAUGGCCUUGCGUUGCGGCGAGCAGGAGGAGGAGAAAGAGAGUGCUGUUCCCAGCAGCAGUGCACUGAGUGAUGGAACUAUGCAUCUGUAUGGUGAUAGAGACGAUGAGGGCACAGGGUGUCUGCAUGGGGAUGAGAGUGAUGCCGACAAAACGGUGUGUGUGCGAAUCAACAGCCCCGGGUUGCAUCUGGCUGACAACGCCCUUGCUGCAGCAGCCGUGGCGGUGGCGGCAGGCGUGCCUCUGCCAAUGGCAGUGCGACACAUGGCGCGAUACGAGCCUGUUGGGAUGAGGAUGCGGGUCGAACGGAUUCGGAGGAGAGGAGCGGCGGGAGAGGAGGGCGAGAGGAGCGAAGGGAAGGGAGCUGGACACGAGGGAAACGGUGUGACUGUACUGAAUGAUGCUUAUAACGCCAAUCCAAUCAGUGUUGCUUCGGCUCUUCACCUUCUGCAUCAGCUCUCACUGGAAUCAACUGCCUCCUCCUCCACCUACUCUUCCUCCGCACCCGCCGCCUCCUUUCCACCAGUCUCAGGCCGCCACGUGGCGGUGCUGGGCGACAUGCUGGAGCUGGGCAGCCAGUCAGAGAGCGCACAUGUGGACGCGCUCUCGCUCUGCCUCUCCCUCUCGGGAAUCUCUCUCGUCCUGAUAGCUGGCGAGGAGUUCAAGUCCGCCCUGGGGAAGAUGGUGGAGGGAAGAACGAGGGGAGGUGCAGGGGAGGGAGCGAGGGGAGGGGAUGGGAACCACAGUAAUGAAGGAGAUAGCAGCGCUGGAGAGGGGAAAAGUGGUUGUCUGCAUUGCUGUUUGGAAGAUGGUGGGGGGAGGCGUGUAAAUGUGCAUGCUUUUAAUUCAGCACAAGACCUCGCAGAGGCCGUUGAAUCGUCUGCCCGCGUUGCAAAGUCUCUUCUUGAAGCACCUAAAGGAGCAGUGAAUAUAGGUUUGAUACGGUCGGGAGAUGUGGUGCUGGUGAAGGGGAGCCGAGGACUGCGCAUGGAACUAGUCUUGUCGUCCAAUGGCGUGUCGUUCGGACUGAUGGCUCCCGAGGCGGCUCGAAUCUCUACGACCGUCGUCUCCAAAGCAAACUCAGUUAUCUUUCUCGCUCCCCAUCGCCCCUCCUUUUCCGCCAAGCCUCCCUCCGUCGCUUCCCCGCACCAACGCCUUCCGCAAAGGCCCGCGCGGCAAGUAGCCGCGGUCGCGGCGGAAACCGCCUCCACAGAAGACGACUCCGCGGACGUCCCGCCGCCGGGGUGCUCGCGGAUCAAAAUCGAGCUCGCGCGCCCGCUAGGGCUGGUCCUGGAGGAGCGCGCGGGGGGGAUUUUCGUGGCGGAGGUUGCGCAAGGGGGGAACGCGGAGGCGACGGGGCUUGUCGACGCGGGCGACCAGCUGAUUGCGACGAGUGCGAUCGUGUUCGACGACAGCGAUUCGUACGGCGGCGUCGUCGUGAAGAAGGGCAUGCGGAUCGUACGGUUCAACGUUCGCGGCGAGAAGUUUGACACGGUCAUGGCUGCAAUCGGGACACAUCCGUCGUAUCUCAAGGUCCAUAGAGCUGCAGAAGUGCAAGCCUCUCACCAGGAACCCGACCACCUCAUGCAAAUGCAUUUGUGUUGA
Closterium sp. Naga37s-1 is the source of this 4173-nucleotide messenger RNA. The record is from the annotation of a GenBank genome assembly. Lineage: Eukaryota; Viridiplantae; Streptophyta; Zygnematophyceae; Desmidiales; Closteriaceae.